Sinocyclocheilus anshuiensis is the source of this 816-nucleotide messenger RNA. Its product is annotated as N(G),N(G)-dimethylarginine dimethylaminohydrolase 1-like. The transcript has 5 exons. The coding region runs from base 175 to 816 and encodes 213 amino acids. Gene Ontology annotation, cellular component: mitochondrion. Lineage: Eukaryota; Metazoa; Chordata; Actinopteri; Cypriniformes; Cyprinidae. The record is from RefSeq and is a predicted model, not a curated record. Gene Ontology annotation, biological process: arginine metabolic process; positive regulation of nitric oxide biosynthetic process. Gene Ontology annotation, molecular function: amino acid binding; dimethylargininase activity.
CACAUUGGUGCGCGUCGCGUCGGGCGCGUCCGUGACGUCAUCAGCGCGCUGUUCCUCUCGCCCUUUCAGAGCUCGAGCCGCCGUGCGCGUGCAGAACCACAACAGGGAACAACAAACAAACAAACAGUCCAACAAUAAACACGACGCGCAGAGUCGCGGCGAGGGAGUGAAGCGAUGGCUGGGCUGAUGUCUGGGUUUGGCUGCUUUACGCACGCCGUGGUGCGCGCGGUGCCACAGUCUCUGGCCAGAGACGCGCUGAGGAGCGGCGGUCUGGAGGUGGACCUGCUCAAGGUGCAGGAGGAGUAUGAAGAAUACGUGUCAGUCCUGAAGCACCGGCUCGGGCUGGAGGUGCUGGAGCUGCCCGCGGACGAGGCGCUGCCGGACUGCGUGUUCGUGGAGGACGCGGCGGUGGUGUGCGGCGACACGGCGCUCGUCUCCAGACCCGGAGCCCAGAGCAGGAGGAGGGAGACGGAGGCCGUGAAAGCUGCGUUGACGGAGCUUGGGCUUAAUAUAGUGGAGAUGACCGAUGAAUCAGCCACGCUGGACGGAGGAGACGUCCUGUUCACAGGUAGAGAAUUCUUUGUGGGAUUAUCCAAGAGGACCAACCAGAGAGGAGCGGAGAUCCUGGCCGACGCAUUCAAGGACUACGCCGUGUCCACGGUUCCCGUUCAGGACGCACUGCAUCUGAAGAGUUUCUGCAGCAUGGCCGGACCAGGUCUCAUCGCCAUAGGAUCCAGCGAAGCCGCGCAGAAAGCCCUGAAGAAAGAGUACAGAAAGCAUGCUAUUCUGGAUAUAAAAGAAGGGAUUCUGGGUUAA